AUGUCUUCGACGAAAAAUGCCCGCACUGGGACGACCAAAAGCACUAUGUUUGGCCUGCCCAGAGGACUGUCCUUACGCCUCUUCGACAACUCUUCACUGACCUCAGGCCUUUUUUCAUCUUCAUCUAAAUCCGGUGUACCGAACGGUUCUUCCGUUUCCGACCCCCUACCGAGAUCUGCUGCGCAACCCACCACGGCCGGGGCAAAAUUCGCGUCGGCUCAGAACACGUUUUUCCAUCCUGUUGCUGGUCAAUUGCCAACAAACUCUGCUGUCGAUAACAACUACGCCCGCAAGGGUCCCUCUGUAACUCAUGGGUACGGUGUCUACCCCGGCGGCUCUCGUUAUACAUAUAUUCUUGAGGCUUCAGUCUCGUCAAAAUCGGACCUUCAGUCUCUCUCGGAUCGUAUGUCACCGCACGAUGCCGACGAUGAUUCAAUCAUGUCGUUUUCUGGCGAGAUUUCCUCCGUUCGUGCAUGCAGUAGUACGGAGACGCUUCUGAGCACCUUGGCGUUGACUGCGGAAAACCACCAUGAUGACUCGGACGUAGAUGACGCUUUGCCAACUCAUCCGCCUAGCCGGAUAGUCCCAGCAAAUCUUCCUGCCCUCAUUGUCGCUCAGAAAUCCACCGGCUCCGGGAUUAUUAACCUUUCUCUUCCAGAAGGGUCCGGUUCAUCUUCAGACUCAGAUAGCGACAGCACCGCCGCUGGGGAGCCUUGUCGACAGAGAACGUACUGUUCGACAUCUGCGGCAAGACCGGAUCCCCGACAGAUUCAUCCUUCCAACGCUUACCCCGCCCGCUCUGCCGCACCUGCUGCCCUCCAUAGACAGGAUAUGGUUGUUCGGGACGAGCAACCUGGCUCGUCUCGCCAGUCAAAGCUCGACCGUCCUGUAGCAGACGGACGACAAGCCUUUCCGCCUGGCUUGUCAUCAUCACCACCACCCAGCCCCGUCGCUGACCGUCAUCCCGAAUUGCACAGCGCGCCUCCGCCCGUCCGCAGGGAGCGCAGAGAAUCAUUUUCCGUUCCAGCACCUCGUCCAAAUGAACCCCCCGUCUUAUCACGACCCCCAGAUGCACGCGUCGCUGGGCCCUCAUCGUCCGCUCCAUCGAGACCCCCACCACAGCGCAGCCGCACGCUUUCCGACCAGAGCCAGCGCCCGACACUACCCCCAUCAACACCGGCGGCAUCAAAUAGGAUGCAUCCGGCCGAUCCUCGAGACGUCGUGAGUGCGCCCGCGCAAAUCCCUCAAGCGGGAGCGCCCGCUCGGCCGCAGCCGAUCCUCAACACGCGCUGCGUGCGAUGGAACGAAAACCUGAUUUGUCCGUCUCCCAUACCCACCCACCAGCGCCGCAAAGGCUGGUUUAACCGCCGAGGAGAUCAAUUGUGGACGAACGUCGGCGCGUACAAGCCUGCACCGCAAGGCCAGGAAUACCCUCUCGACCUACAAAAUUACCCAGAUUACGGCGUAGGAUGGAUGAACGAAGAGGGCGUCCGAAUCGACAUGCAGCACCGACUCAUGCCCAAAGUACUACGAUCUGCGCUCAAACGCCCCAAGUACCCUCAGGGUCACGCGAAUAGCAUCUGA
Molecule: messenger RNA, 1584 nt
Organism: Heterobasidion irregulare TC 32-1
Lineage: Eukaryota; Fungi; Basidiomycota; Agaricomycetes; Russulales; Bondarzewiaceae
Exons: 4
Coding region: 1-1584 (527 amino acids)
Source: RefSeq, a predicted model, not a curated record